This is a messenger RNA of Salvia splendens (bonfire salvia), 2332 nucleotides long. RefSeq names its product protein DETOXIFICATION 21. Lineage: Eukaryota; Viridiplantae; Streptophyta; Magnoliopsida; Lamiales; Lamiaceae. The transcript has 8 exons. Gene Ontology annotation, cellular component: membrane. The record is from RefSeq and is a predicted model, not a curated record. Gene Ontology annotation, biological process: xenobiotic detoxification by transmembrane export across the plasma membrane. The coding region runs from base 485 to 1771 and encodes 428 amino acids. Gene Ontology annotation, molecular function: xenobiotic transmembrane transporter activity; antiporter activity.
GCUUCCGUUGUGCAUCUUAAAAGACUCAAGUCUAUGUUGUUCAAAACUCUGAUAUUUUAAAAUUUCUUUACAAACAAUUACUCGAGUUUUCAUGAUCGAGUAUCUUUUCUUCUAUGUAUCAGCACUUGGUUAGUCAUGUAUCGCAACCAAUGCUUGAUUUUAUUUUCCCCUUAUUUCUUUCCCCGCUUCUUUAAUCCUCCCCUAGUCGCGAUCAUCCGUGUUUUCUAUCCUUAGAAAAUGCGGUCGUGACAUCUUCUCGUUAUUCAUAUCUGUUAUUAUUCCUAUUACAUAGAGGAUUAAGUGUAAUUUUAAUUGCAAUUUGUAGUAUUCAUAUUGGAUAUGAGCCCUAUUCAGCCAUUCAAUUCAUGUCCUAUCCUGAUCCUGAUUCAUCUAUUCCUUCUUUAUUUAGAAACACUAUUUAUUUACAGCCUGCGUGAUGUGUGUCAGCUCGGAAGUUGUUUUGUGACCGAGAAUUAUAUGAGCAAUGGAAGGUAAUAAUACUCAAGAAGCACUAACAAAGGCAGUAGAGUCUGGAAAAAAUGUGAUCAAUGAGGAGAGUUUACAGAGGAAGAUAUUAGUGGAAAACAAGAAAAUGUGGGUGGUGGCCGGCCCGGCCAUCUUCACCCGAUUCUCCACGUUUGGGAUAAAUGUCAUUAGCCAAGCCUUUGUAGGCCACAUCGGUUCCACUGAGCUUGCUGCCUAUGCUCUCGUCUUGACCCUCCUUACUCGAUUUGCCAACGGAUUGCUGCUUGGAGCAGCCAGUGGAUUGGAAACUCUAUGUGGGCAAGCCUAUGGUGCAAGGCAGUAUCAUAUGCUUGGGAUCCAUCUUCAAAGAUCAUGGAUUGUUUUGAUAAUUAUGUCAACUUCACUCAUCCCAAUCUACGUAUGUGCAGCCCCUCUCUUAAGAGCUCUAGGACAGAACGAAGUGAUUGCUGAAGAGGCCUGGAAAAUCGCCCUCUGGUUCAUUCCAGUGAUGUACUCCUUCGUCGUCUCAUUUACCUGCCAAAUGUACUUGCAAACACAGAGCAAAAACAUGAUCAUAACAUACCUUGCAGUGUGCUCACUCUCGAUCCAUCUCUUUCUCUCAUGGCUUCUAACUGUCAAGUUCCGCUUUGGUGUCACCGGAGCAAUGGUGUCCACUGUCUUGGCCUACUGGAUUCCAAAUAUCGGCCAGUUGAUCUUUGUCACGUCAGGAGGAUUCCCUGAGAUGUGGACAGGCUUUUCAACCUCGGCUUUCAGUGAUCUUUGGCCAGUGGUCAAGCUUUCCGUGUCAUCAGGCGCUAUGCUUUGCCUCGAGCUCUGGUACAACGCGAUACUGAUACUUUUGACGGGAAAUUUGGAGAAUGCUAUGGUAGAAGUUGAUGCCCUUGCAAUCUGUCUCAACAUCAUUGGCUGGGAAAUGAUGAUAUCUCUUGGAUUCUUGGCUGCAGCAAGCGUACGCGUUUCAAACGAGCUUGGGAAGGGCGAUUCCAGAACUGCAAAGUUCUCCAUUGUCAACAUAGUGGUGAUCUCACUAGCCAUAGGGCUGGUGCUGUUUGCACUCUUUCUAGUCUUUCGCAAGCGCCUGGCUUAUGUAUUCACGGAGGAUCGUGCUGUGGUUGCUGAGGUGGCUCGGUUGUCGCCUCUGCUGGCAUUCUCCAUCCUCAUGAACAGUGUCCAGCCAGUUCUUUCUGGAGUGGCGAUUGGGGCCGGUUGGCAGAGUGUGGUUGUCUAUGUUAAUAUUGGAUGCUACUAUUUGAUAGGAAUUCCUAUUGGAGUUUUGCUUGGUUAAGCAAUGAAAUUACAUGUUGAGGGUGUGUGGAUUGGAAUGCUGAUAGGCACUUUGAUUCAGACUAUAAUGCUGAUGAUCAUAACUAAGAGAACUGAUUGGGAUAAACAGGUCUCAAUUUCCCGACGAUGGCUUAACCGAUGGAUGGUCAACGAUCGACCUAAUGAUCGGUCAGCAGAGUCCGUCUGACCAGCAGGAUUCUCGUCUUCGUCGUCGUACAUAAGAAACCAAGCAUGCCAAAAUGUUACAUCCCCUUUUCUAGUGGUAUAAGUUGAGAGAAUGUUCACCUCAUUCUAGUAUGGUGUAUUUUCUUAUAUAAAUAGAGCCCAUUUUUCUUAAAACUUGUUAGUAUUUGGUUUCUGUUCAGUUGAAUUGCACAAUAAGCACUCAGCAACAGAAAUUGUCACGCUUGUAGAUUAAGGUAAGUUAUAUGGAGUAUCUCUUUUCCAGAUUCCUUUUUAUGAAUAUAUUUUCUUGUGUUUCUCUGUAACUACUAAACAAAAGAAACUGCGUCAAGGAAUAGAAAAGUGUUACUUUCACCCUCUGGAUUUUAUUUAUGAAAAA